AUGACGGCAAGAUCUCCUAAAAAAGACUCGGAGAUAGGUGUGAAGGAGUUGGGAAAAAGAAUGGGAGAAAUGAUGGAGGAAUUUAGGGCAGUGAGAGAAGAGCUAAGGGAGGGUUUCAAGGAGCAGGGUAGGAAGAUGAGAGAAGAGAUAGAGGACCUGAGAAGGGAGUUUAGGGAGCGAGAGAAGAGAUGGAAAGAGGAGAGGGAAGAGACAAAUAAGCAGAAGGAAAAAAUGGAAGAAAGAAUAAGGAGAUUGGAGGAAAAAAUGGAAGAGAGGAAGGAGGAGAAGAAGGAGGAGGAAAGAAACGGUAGAGGGGAGGUGGGGGAGAAAAUGAGAGAACUGGAGAGAAGGCUGGAAAGGAAAGAAAAGGAGGAGAGAAGAAGAAACAUUGUAAUAAGAGGGCUGGAAGUAAAAGAAGAAAGGAGGAGAGAGAAUGCAGAAAAGUUAUUAGAAGGAAUAGGAGCAAAAGUAAAGGCAAUAGAGGUGAAGAGAAUAGGAGGUGAUGCAGAAAAAGGAAGGGAAAUGGUGCUGUUAAAAUUGGAGAACGAAGAACAGAAAUGGGAGGUUAUGGAAAAAAAGAGGAGCCUAGUGGGGAGAAAGGAAAGAAUUACGGAGGACCUAUCGUGGGAGGAAAGAAGAAUGAAUUGGAGGUUGAGAGAGAUAGCGUGA
This is a messenger RNA of Temnothorax curvispinosus, 669 nucleotides long. Its product is annotated as golgin subfamily A member 6-like protein 1. The transcript has a single exon. The record is from RefSeq and is a predicted model, not a curated record. The coding region runs from base 1 to 669 and encodes 222 amino acids. NCBI's taxonomy places the organism in Eukaryota, Metazoa, Arthropoda, Insecta, Hymenoptera, Formicidae.